Molecule: messenger RNA, 2202 nt
Organism: Rangifer tarandus platyrhynchus (Svalbard reindeer)
Lineage: Eukaryota; Metazoa; Chordata; Mammalia; Artiodactyla; Cervidae
Source: the annotation of a GenBank genome assembly
AUGGACACCCCGAGGGUCCAAGAAGGGCUAGAGGCAUCCCGCGAGUUGAACUGCGCUCGCAGCCGCCAAGGCAUAGCCAGGGCCCCGAAGCACCUGUGGCGGCAGCCCCGGCGCCCCAUCCGCAUCCAGCAGCGCUUCCACUCAGACCCGGACAAGUCUGUGGGCCGCAGGGAGCGGGACUUGAGCCUGCGGCCGGCCCUCGAGAAGUCGCGGCGCUCCUGGCCCACCUCCUUCCGCAGGCGCUUGGACCUGGAAAAUGGGCUCCAGUGUGGGAGAAGCAUCCUGGACCCUCAGGCCGGGUCUGGCUUUGGCCGGAUCGCUCAGGCGCCUGCGCAGCACAGUCAGAGGCGAGAGUCGUUCCUCUACCGCUCGGACAGUGACCACGAACUCUCAUCCAAAACCAUGUCUCGGAACUCCUCUGUGGCCAGCGACCUACACGGAGAAGACCUGAUUGUGACGCCCUUUGCCCAGGUCCUAGCCAGUCUGCGGACAGUUCGGAGCAACGUUGCGGCCCUUGCCCACUUGCAAGAUCGCGGGGCAGCCAAGCAGGCGUGCGUCUGUAACACCCCAUCUGGCAGCCAACCCCCUCCACCAACAGAAGACACUGGGCAGAAGCUGGCUUUGGAGACACUGGACGAGCUGGACUGGUGUCUGGAUCAGCUGGAGACAUUGCAGACGCGGCACUCAGUGGGGGAGAUGGCCUCCAACAAGUUCAAGCGGAUGCUGAACCGGGAGCUGACUCACCUGUCUGAAACCAGCCGCUCAGGGAACCAAGUGUCCGAGUACAUAUCCCAAACCUUCCUGGAGCAGCGGACUGAGGUGGAGUUAUCCAUGGCAACCCCUGCAGAGCCCCUGAAGCCCGUGUCCCAGAUCAGCAGCCUGCGUGGACUUCCCCACAGUUCCAGUCUUUCCACAGCCACUGUCCCACGCUUUGGGGUCCAGACGGAUCAGGAGGGGCAACUGGCCAAGGAACUGGAAGACACCAACAAGUGGGGGCUUGAUGUGUUCAAGGUGGCAGAGCUCAGUGGGAACCGGCCUCUCACAGCGAUCAUGUUCAGCAUCUUUCAGGAACGGGACCUGCUCAAGACAUUUCAGAUCCCAGCAGACACGCUUGCCACCUACCUACUGAUGCUGGAGGGUCACUACCACAACGAUGUGGCCUACCACAACAGCCUACAUGCUGCUGAUGUGACCCAGUCCACACACGUGCUGCUGGCCACACCUGCGCUUGAGGCCGUGUUCACAGACCUGGAAGUCCUGGCUGCCAUCUUUGCAAGUGCCAUCCAUGACGUGGACCAUCCGGGGGUCUCCAAUCAGUUUCUCAUUAACACCAACUCAGAGCUUGCACUUAUGUACAAUGAUGCCUCCGUGCUGGAGAACCACCACCUGGCUGUGGGCUUCAAGCUGCUGCAAGCAGAGAACUGUGACAUCUUUCAGAACCUCAGCACCAAGCAGCGGCUGAGUCUGCGCAGGAUGGUCAUUGACAUAGUGCUGGCCACAGACAUGUCCAAACACAUGAACCUCCUGGCUGACCUCAAGACCAUGGUGGAGACCAAGAAGGUGACAAGUCUUGGAGUCUUGCUGCUAGACAACUACUCUGACCGCAUCCAGGUCUUGCAAAGCCUGGUACACUGUGCUGACCUCAGCAACCCCACCAAGCCGCUCCCACUCUACCGCCAGUGGACGGACCGUAUCAUGGCCGAGUUCUUCCAGCAGGGCGACUCUGAACGGGAAUCAGGCCUGGACAUCAGCCCCAUGUGUGAUAAGCACACAGCUUCAGUGGAGAAGUCCCAGGUGGGUUUCAUUGACUAUAUUGCACAUCCACUGUGGGAGACAUGGGCUGACCUGGUACACCCAGAUGCACAGGACCUGCUGGACACUCUGGAGGACAACCGCGAGUGGUACCAGAGCAAGAUCCCACGCAGCCCUGAGGACCCCACCAGCCCCAAGCAGGGUAGCCCUGACAGAUUUCAGUUUCAGCUCACUCUGGAGGAGGCAGAAGAAGAGGAGGAAGAAGAGGAGGAAGCUUUGGAUGGGGAGGCCUCAAAGCCACCUGACACUGAGCUCCUACCCUCUGAGGCCAGCCCAGACCCUGGAGCUAGCUCAGACCCUGGGGCCCCACACCUGGAUUACCAGAGGACUGUGGGCAAGCCCUGCAUGGACCAUGAGGGCAAUGUAAUGGCUGAGCCUUUGGGCACCUAA